AUGGCGUGUGAGGAUAUAUUCUCCCAAUUAGUAGAGAUUGAGGACAUCGAAGAAUCUGUCUGGCUGGCUGCCACAUUCAUUUUCAAAGACACCUGUUCCCAAUCUGAUUAUUUUCACUGCACGGCGUGGACCGGAGGGAAUGAUAUUUUGAUGGAGGGUAAUUAUGGCUGGCACCACUCUAAUUCGAGCACGGCGUUCAUAAACUGGCAUGUAGAACAACCAAGCGGACGACAUGACGGUAGAGAGGAGGACUGUGUUGAGAUGAUGAGUGACGAUGAGGGAGGGGAGGGGAGUAUGACUUCUAGACUGCCUCUCUUCUACUUUAAAACAGGACUAUUUGUUACCCAAAUUCCAUAUUCAUAUAGACCAGAUCCCAUCCCUUCCCCAGAGUGCGUAGAAAGAAAAUAA
This is a messenger RNA of Ostrea edulis (European flat oyster), 408 nucleotides long. Its product is annotated as perlucin-like protein. Bases 1 to 408 code for a protein of 135 amino acids. NCBI's taxonomy places the organism in Eukaryota, Metazoa, Mollusca, Bivalvia, Ostreida, Ostreidae. The record is from RefSeq and is a predicted model, not a curated record. The transcript is spliced from 3 exons.